AGGCCUCGUUUGGUCGUCUCAGAAAAAAGUGGUUCUGAUUCUAAGCAGAGAAGAGAAUAGCUCAAUAGCUUAGUAUCUUGAGCUUACAUGUGGAAGAAAUGUGGAGAAUUUUAAUCCGACAGUACUCCAGAAUCCGACCGCCGGCAGCGGCUGAGGCCGGGCCGGUGAUCAGAGUGUCGAACAACGUAGCCCAAUUGGGAGGCCCGAAGGAGGGCCCAAAGCCCAGACAGCUGCUUUCUUUGCCUCCGUUCCCGGGACUCCCUUUGCCGGGAAAAAACUCGGAACGUGUAACCGCCAUUAGUUGGGUGAAGUAUUACUUUGAAGAGGUCCACGAUAAUGUCAUCCAGUCUCACUUCAACAAGUCUCUUGUUCAAAUGGAGUGCUCAAACUUUGGUGACCCCUUGGCUGAAAGGGACAGGAAAAUGAAACCCAUGAGAAAGAUAAAGCCCAAUGAGGUCAUGGUGGAAGGGACCAGAAUAUAUGUACCUGUUUCAGUGGCGGAGAGCAGGAUUUCCAAGAGAUUUGAUGUCAUACCAAGUGGGACACUACACCCAAAUGCUGAUGAAAUAGCCUACUUGCAAAGGCUUGUGCACUACAAGGACUCUGCUAUACUUGUUUUGAACAAGCCUCCAAGAUUGCCUGUCAAGGGACAUCUUCCGGUUCAUAACAGUAUGGAUGCAUUGGCUGCGGCAGCACUGAGUUAUGACUACAGUGAAGGACCUAAGUUGGUUCAUCGUCUUGAUAGAGAUAGCAGUGGCCUCCUCUUAAUGGGACGAACAAAAGAAAGCAUAAGCCAUCUUGAGUGGCUAUUCAGCAACAUUAAAGUAAAAUCUACGUGUAAGGCCUGGAAUGACGCAUGUGAAGCAAAAUAUCAGAAAUACUGGGCCCUGGUCAUAGGCUCUCCUAAGGAAAAGGAAGGCAUAAUAUGUGCUCCUCUUUCCAAGGUGCUUCUUAAUGAUGGUAAGACAGAGAGGGUCAUAUUAGCACACCAAACAGGUUUUCAAGCUUCCCAAGAAGCGAUAACUGAAUAUCGCGUGCUUGGUCCAAUGAUAAACGGAUGCUCAUGGCUUGAGCUACGUCCGUUAACUAGUCGGAAGCAUCAGCUCCGUGUCCAUUGUGCUGAAGCUCUUGGCACGCCAAUCGUGGGUGAUUAUAAAUAUGGGUGGCUUGUGCACAAAAGGUGGAAACAGAUGCCUCAAGUGAACAUAGAGCCAACAACUGGGAAGCCAUACAAGCUGCGUAGGCCAGAAGGUCUGGAUGUUCAGAAGGGAAGUGUCAUGUCAAAGGUACCCUUGUUGCACUUACAGUGUAGAGAGCUUGUACUUCCCAACAUUGCUAAAUUCCUUAGGGUUUUCGAUAGAAAGUCAGAGAACCAGGACCCUGCACUGGAAUCAAAACCAGAUCUCCUUAGAUUUGUGGCACGAAUGCCUUCCCAUAUGAAAAUUAGUUGGAAUCUUAUGUCCUCUUAUUUAGUCUAGGAAUAUGAGAAUCCUUUGUAGUCGCAUUCUCACAUUUCUUAUAGAUGAUGAAUAUUGAAUAAUCUAUCUUUGGGAAUUGAAACCGAAUUGAGUUGAGCAUUUUGUAGAUUGUAACUAUUACAAUUUUGUAUGUUCAUACGCAUAGAGGAAAUGAAAUUUCAGAAUGCAUAGUUA
This is a messenger RNA of Morus notabilis, 1652 nucleotides long. RefSeq names its product RNA pseudouridine synthase 3, mitochondrial. Gene Ontology annotation, biological process: pseudouridine synthesis. The record is from RefSeq and is a predicted model, not a curated record. Lineage: Eukaryota; Viridiplantae; Streptophyta; Magnoliopsida; Rosales; Moraceae. The coding region runs from base 99 to 1478 and encodes 459 amino acids. Gene Ontology annotation, molecular function: RNA binding; pseudouridine synthase activity. The transcript is spliced from 9 exons.